Pelodiscus sinensis (Chinese soft-shelled turtle) is the source of this 1086-nucleotide messenger RNA. Its product is annotated as olfactory receptor 52B2-like. Lineage: Eukaryota; Metazoa; Chordata; Testudines; Trionychidae. Gene Ontology annotation, cellular component: plasma membrane. Gene Ontology annotation, biological process: G protein-coupled receptor signaling pathway. The record is from RefSeq and is a predicted model, not a curated record. Gene Ontology annotation, molecular function: G protein-coupled receptor activity; olfactory receptor activity.
AUGGAUCAGAUGUAUGAGCCAUCUAAUCCAGCAUCCUCUCUUUGUGGUCAAAAGAAACUGAAAGAAACCCAAUAUUAUGGGGAUGGAGGUACCUUGCACAUUUCGAAGAGUGAUUCAUGCUAUGACAACUUAAUGGGGGAUUUCAACCUCACCCCCUCUGAUCCUUCGGUGUUCAUUCUAAUGGGCAUUUAUGGUCUGGAAGCGGCCCACCUCUGGAUCUCCAUCCCGUUCUCUAUGUGUUACAUUAUCAGCCUGCUGGGAAAUGUCAUGAUUCUGUUUCUUGUAUGCAAAGAGCAGACUCUGCACAAGCCAAUGUACCUGCUGCUCUGCAUGUUGGGGCUCACGGACAUCGCCACGUCUACUCUAGUGGUGCCGAAGGCUCUGUGCAUAUUUUGGUUCAAUUUGAAAGACAUUACUCUGAGUGGCUGCCUCACCCAGUCGUUUUUCCUGAACAUGGUUUUGGUUACACAAUCAUCUGUCCUCGUGACAAUGGCCUUCGAUCGCUAUGUUGCCAUAUGUAAGCCUCUGAGAUACCCCACCAUCCUCACUAAUAUACGAAUAAUGAAGCUAGGGCUAGUGGGUUUGGUUAGAGCUGCUCUUAUCAUUCUACCCCUACCCUUGCUCGUGAGCAGGCUGCCGUUCUGUACCAACCGCCUCAUCCCCCAAAUAUACUAUGAGAGCAUUGCUGUUGCAAAGCUUUCUUGUGGGGACAUCACAGUCAUCAGGAUGUACGGUUUGGUGAUAAUGAUCAUAAAUAUGGGAUUGGACCAGAGUCUCAUCGCCCUUUCCUAUGGUCUGAUCAUCAGGGCCGUCCUCAGAAUAUCUUCCAAGAAAGCCCACGAGAAAGCCCUCAGCACCUGCACAGCCCAUCUCUGUGUGAUGCUGUUAUAUUGUAUUCCCAGCCUCUUCUCUGUGAUGACACAGCGGUUUGGUCAGGGCAUUGCUCCUCAUGUUCACAUCAUCCUGGCCAACAUCUAUCUCCUUGUUCCUCCCAUGCUCAACCCCAUCAUUUAUGGGGUCCUAACCAAAGAGCUUCGUGAGAAAUUGGGCAGGUACAUGUGCAGAGUGUGGUCUGUUAAAGCUUAA